AGGAGGGGACGAACAGCAGAGAUCGCGGUCAGCCAGUUGUCGCCAGUGAGCCGAGCAGGAUCUUCUCAAGCGCCAUUUUCCUGUUAUUUAUAGCGGGAGGCAGCGGUCCGGGAGCCCGGCUGCGACAACAGCGGGGCAGGCGCUGGGCCGCGCCUCCUGACUGCACGCAACUGAGAUGACAGAUGGCAGGAGCCACCCCCAGCCUGGGGAUCUGAUCGAGAUCGACCGGCGUGCUUACCAGCACUGGGCCCUCUACAUGGGGGAUGGAUAUGUCAUCAACGUGACUCCUGUAGAUGAAGGAGCCCCAUCCCUGUUGGUGAGCACUACAUCAGUAUUCACUAGAAAGGCCAAGGUGAAGAAGCAGCUCCUGAAAGAGGUGGUGGGAGAUCAUAAAUGGCGUGUCAACAACAAAUAUGAUCGCUCCCGCAUUCCUCGCCCAGUGGAGGAGAUCAUCCGGAGAGCUGAGCAAUGGAUUGACAAGGAGGUGCCAUAUGAUGUGCUUGGCAGCAACUGUGAGCACUUUGUGACAGAGCUUCGCUAUGGAGAGGCAGUCUCUGAGCAGGUCAGAAAUGCAGUUAUCGGGACUAUGGCAGCCGUAGGAGGUGUCGUUCUUGCUGGUCUUGCUGCUGCUGUUGUGAAGAGCUUCUCGUCUAAAUCGAGUAAAGAGAGUAACUGCGAGUGAUGAGCUGUCCGGAAGAGCUCAGAGCAAGGCAGGAGGAGCCCCUGGACACAGCCGUCACUGGUCAACUUUUGCUACACCUGCCAUCAAGGCUUCCUUGCAAAUGUGCCUUUAUGAAGACAUUAAAUAAGCCUUAAUAAAACGUCAGAAACCCCAACUUUAUUUGCCCCAAAAUCCUCUUUUAUCUAAGUAUAACUUUGCAUCUAAGUUUGACUGUUUGGCCUUGCUUUUCCCUGUUAUCGAAUUAAAAAAUAAAAAGACAGGAUUGGCAUCAUUUAAGG
Ficedula albicollis (Collared flycatcher) is the source of this 960-nucleotide messenger RNA. Its product is annotated as phospholipid-metabolizing enzyme A-C1-like. Gene Ontology annotation, cellular component: cytoplasm. Gene Ontology annotation, biological process: N-acylphosphatidylethanolamine metabolic process. Bases 176 to 682 code for a protein of 168 amino acids. The record is from RefSeq and is a predicted model, not a curated record. The transcript is spliced from 5 exons. Gene Ontology annotation, molecular function: glycerophospholipid phospholipase A1 activity; A2-type glycerophospholipase activity. NCBI's taxonomy places the organism in Eukaryota, Metazoa, Chordata, Aves, Passeriformes, Muscicapidae.